AUGUAUAACCUAUACCUUAUAUCGUUGGCAUUUGCCACACCACAGCACGGUUCGCUUCCUCAGACACAUCCCGAGAAGAAGCAACUUAAAGCUCUCAUCGCAUCUGGACAGCGAACGUCGUCAGACCCGUCGUUUGAUGAGGAGAACUUUGAGGAGGCUGUGCGCAAUGCCUGGAAAGCCUAUGCUCCUACUAAGAUUCCUGAUCAAAUCGUGGAAUUAAUGGACCGAGCGGAAGUGGACAACGUAAAUAGACAGUCGAAUCCGUUCUGGAUCAAGCUCCGAGCACUGAAACAGUUCGUAGCGAAUGAGGGCGCUGGUAGACUGCCGCUGCAAGGGUCCAUCCCGGACAUGGAGGCAGAUAGCGCCACAUACACACAGCUGCAACGAAUAUAUAGCGCUCGUGCGGACAAAGACACAGCACUGGUACUCGAACACGUGGACACCCUCAGACGCACCUUUGACCUGCCACACACAUCUCUGACAUCGGUCGAUGUCAAACGCUUCUGCCGAAACGCGCGCGAGCUGCGAGUGGUACGGUGUAGACGAAUUGCAGAGGAACUCAAUCCAAUGACACCGCCGGAUUUAAACGGUGUGCUUAUGGGCGUUGUGAGG
Messenger RNA from Sphaeroforma arctica JP610, 612 nucleotides. RefSeq lists its product as hypothetical. The transcript is spliced from 4 exons. Gene Ontology annotation, molecular function: ubiquitin-like modifier activating enzyme activity. The record is from RefSeq and is a predicted model, not a curated record. The annotation marks the transcript as partial. NCBI's taxonomy places the organism in Eukaryota, Ichthyosporea, Ichthyophonida.